This is a messenger RNA of Bolinopsis microptera, 1102 nucleotides long. Its product is annotated as prolyl 4-hydroxylase subunit alpha-2-like. Gene Ontology annotation, cellular component: endoplasmic reticulum. Gene Ontology annotation, biological process: peptidyl-proline hydroxylation to 4-hydroxy-L-proline. The record is from RefSeq and is a predicted model, not a curated record. The coding region runs from base 38 to 649 and encodes 203 amino acids. Gene Ontology annotation, molecular function: L-ascorbic acid binding; procollagen-proline 4-dioxygenase activity; iron ion binding. Lineage: Eukaryota; Metazoa; Ctenophora; Tentaculata; Lobata; Bolinopsidae. The transcript is spliced from 5 exons.
AUUCUACGACAUAGUUAGUGACGAGGAGGCUAAUAUAAUGAUGGAACUCGCUCAACCUCAUUUGAAUAGAGCUACGGUGCACAACAAGAACACAGGUAAAUUAGAGAACGCUGAGUACCGAGUGAGCAAGACAGCGUGGCUGGAUGACGACAUGACUGAGGACAAGGGGCGGAUCGUCCGCAGGAUAAACCGGAGGAUGGAAGACGCUACGGAGCUCAGUCACGACUACGCAGAACUCGAUCAGGUUAAUAACUAUGGUAUGGCUGGCCAGUACGAGCCCCAUUAUGAUAUGAAAACACUUAGAGACAUAAAAGUACAGAAACUCGGUCCGAGCGAGGCGGGUAACCGAGUGGCGACACUAUUGAUUUAUCUCCAAGAGCCAGUUGAUGGGGGUGCCACCAUAUUCACCGAUGGUGGCGCGCGGUUACUUCCAAAAAAGAAUGCGGCUGUCUUCUGGUAUAACCUGUUGCCAAAUGGAGAUCCGGACCUUCUCACACGUCACGCUGGGUGCCCUGUCUUGGCAGGUACAAAGUGGGUGAUGAACAAAUGGUUCCACGUCAACGAUCAGAUAUUCACCCGACCGUGCGAUCUGCAACAAUUCAAACGAGAAAAAGAGGCUAAACUUUACAAUGGACAGUACACCACUUGACUUGUUGGUGAAUUGGGAGAUUUGAGCUAAAAGUUAAAAUUCUAGUUGGAGUUUAUGUCCAAUAAUCAAUUAUUAUAUUAUUAUAUUAAAAUUUCAUUUAUAUUUUGCAGUGAACUGCAUUAACUUUCUAGCUAUUGUCAAUAACCAAUUGUAAAUAUGGUUUUUUUCGUAAGUUUAGGUAUUGAUGCCCUUGCCGUUUAUUUACUUUUUAAAGAUUUACUGUAUUAUAUUAUUUUUUGUAAAAUUUCUAUUUUUCUGGCAAUUUUGUACAAUAGCAUGCCCGGUUUUCAAUCUUUAACUUCUGUUUCUCUCACAUAUUACUGGGAUUACUUAAUAUUCAUACUAAAUUUACACUUACAUGUUCCAUGUGAAUAUAACGAAAAGGGGAUUUAUCUUCAUUCUUAUUACAUUUAUACUACUAUAUUGUAUUUUCAUUUCAAUUUUUAUAAAAAA